AUGACAAUACGUUUGGCAGACGUUAUUGAUGAUGAUGACGAUGAUUAUGAAGAAGAUGAUGACGUGGUUGGAUUGGUUCCUACCAGAUCAGCAAUGUCUAAAAGAACACCGUCGAUUCUGGUUACAGACGCAAGAAGUUCUAAACCAAGAUCAACAGCCCCCUUUGCAGGUCAUGCGGCAGGAAUAAAUGUUACUAAAGGUAAAAGAGGCAUUGGUAGCCAUAUAAAUGGUAGUAACGUGUCAAAUAGUAUAGGUGUUGGUAGCCACGUUAUUUCUAACAGUUUAAGGACACAACAUGGUAUUAAUAAUGGACAAUAUACGACGGUCAGUAACAGUUAUAAUCAGAGUAGUAGAAGCUGUUCCAGUAGUUCAUCCAGACCUGCUAGUGUGAGUCAAAGGAUUACAAGCAGUAUUAAGGAUAGGUUAAAAUACCCUUCAAUUAGCAAUAGAAGUAAUAAUGAUGGAAAUAGAACUAAUGGUUCAAAAUAUGAUUUCCGUUUGAAGUCAAAGAGUGCCAAUAUUCCAGUUGGAUCAAUAUUAACAGUAAAUACUGCAAAUACAAGAUCAAGUUGGGGAAGAGGAAACCCAUUUGAAAAAAAUAGAGAACGUUAUAAGAUGAGAAGAUCUUCAGGGUCAUCCAGAUUCAGUGAUAUCUCGAUGGAUAAUAUCUUAUUGGAUUCAUCCCUGGUUCCAUCAGGUAGAAGAGAACAACGUGGCUCUCAGUCCUCUUGGGAUCGUUUCCCACUGAAAAAGGUGCCAUAUUCACAAAACCAUUAUAAUAAAUAUAGAAAAUCAAUAAACGCAUUACCUUCAAGAACUUCUAAGAUAUCUCAAAAAUUGGUUUUAAUCCCAGAAGAUGCAGAGUUAACGAACUUAACAAAUCUCCAAAGAAAUGAUAUUACACCUAAUGGAUUAACUUUGCAUGGCAGUGGUGAUAUCUUGGAUAGACAGAAUCAUUUUUCUACUAGAGUACAACUAUUGAAUGGCCAUGAAUCCUAUCGAUAUAGAGAUGGGAAAUUGCCCAGGUUAACAGCGUAUAACAUUGCAGAUGGUUUUAAUAUUAAGUUAUUAACAAAAUUCUUAAAGCGUACACAUGAAGUUAGUCCUAGAUUAUACGAUGAUUGUCUUUAUGUACCUUAUGUGCUACCUUUGUUACCUGGUAAAGAUGGUUUUAGGAUUAAAUCUAAUGUAUCAAAAAAGAUUCAUGGUGGGAAAACACUUAUUGAAAAGUUGUUGGAUACUAGUGAACAAAGGGAUCACCAUUUCGAAUAUUACUCUGGUGUUGAGGCUGUUAAUGAAUUAAACCAAAAUGUCAGGAGUUCGUCUUUAUAUGAUAGUACCCUAAACAAUACAGAAAUUAAUGGCCUUAACAAUAGCAAUGACAAAACCACCACUUCUAAUAUAUCUAAUUCGAUAAGUGAGAGUCCUAUAAUUAGUAACAGUAGUAAGAUUGAUCGUAGAAGUAGUGUAGGUAGUAAGAAAAGUACCGAUAAUAUAGAUAAUAAUAUUCGAGCGAGACGAAGCUCAGAGAAUGUUACAUUAAGGGAUAGGGAGCAGAAUAGAAUGAUGGCAAGAGAGCGUAUGAAUGCUCCUUCAGAUGAUAAUGCAUACGAAAAUCUUAAUAAUAAUACAAUUAUGACUAAUAACAAGAAAAUAAGCACUAAUGAUGAUUCCUUUGAUCCUAGUGAACCACAACUGUUUGCUGAAGAGUCUCCUUUGGAACAAGAGAUUCGUGAAAGAGAAGAAUUGUUGAAAAUUACUAGUCCUUUAUCAACAUCGCCGAAUCUCUUGGGAGACUCAAUGGGAGGUGUUAUAUCAGGUAAAAGGGCAUCAACCAUAUUUCACAACCAAAGUGAUAGCAAGGGUGUUGAUACAAACAAAAAUAUUGAUAGUAAUCUGUUAAAUGGUAUCUCAGAGGCUGAAACAAAAAGAUUUAUUAAUCAAAAUAUGUACAAACAUGCGGAAUUAUUUAUUUUCCACUAUGGUGUAAUAGUAUUUUGGAAUUUUACCGAAGAUCAAGAAAAGGAUUUGCUUGGGGAUUUAGCAUUUGCGGAUGAAAAGAAAUUAAUAAUUAGACCAUUAGAUGAACCAGAUAUUGAAACAGAAGAGUUCCAUUUUGAGUAUGAUAAGGACACAAAGAGACCAAGGAUUUUUAAUGAUGUGAUCACAUUGAGAUCCGGGGAUCAUUUUAUUAAAUUGACUCUAUCUUAUGCAAUAGCCCAAUCCACCAAAUUAUCUAGAUUUGAGUCCAGAAUAUCACCUAUUUUAAAUUCUGUUAUGAAGUUACCCAAGAGAUUGGCUUUACAUGGGACUUUAGGUCUGAAAAGAGCACAAUUGUUAAAGAAGUCAGGUAAAUUGUUUAAAUUGAGAGUAGAUGUUAACCUCUCAUCAAAUGUGUUAGAUACACCUGAUUUUUUUUGGUCUGUAGAACCUAGUUUACAUCCAUUAUAUAUUGCCAUGAGAGAAUAUCUGGAGAUAGACAAAAGAGUCACUGUGGUCAAUGAUAGAUGUAAAGUGUUUCUAGAGUUUUUUGAUAUCUGUGUGGAUUCUGUAGCAGAGAGGAACAUUGCGAGAGUCACGUUUUGGUUUAUUAUAAUGAUUGUUGUGGGGGUUAUCUUUUCAGUUACCGAAGUAAUGGUUAGAUACAGUAUUAUUCAUAAUUAA
This is a messenger RNA of Arxiozyma heterogenica, 2664 nucleotides long. It is a transcript of the gene RMD8, whose product is annotated as Rmd8p. The coding region runs from base 1 to 2664 and encodes 887 amino acids. Lineage: Eukaryota; Fungi; Ascomycota; Saccharomycetes; Saccharomycetales; Saccharomycetaceae. The record is from RefSeq and is a predicted model, not a curated record. The transcript has a single exon.